Messenger RNA from Phalacrocorax carbo (great cormorant), 1501 nucleotides. The record is from RefSeq and is a predicted model, not a curated record. NCBI's taxonomy places the organism in Eukaryota, Metazoa, Chordata, Aves, Suliformes, Phalacrocoracidae.
UGUCUAUGGGCCUAUCCAUCCCUGCGCUCGGUCCUGCAACAGUUACUGGCGUGUGAUGCCACACAAUGCUGGGAGGGUGUCACAGACAAGUUGGGGAUUUAGGAUGCUAGCAUUAUCCUGGUUGUGCAGAGGUGUCCUCUAUCCCUCAUGGACAGCUCUAAGCAAAGGCCUUAUUUCCAUGGCCAGCUGCUGCCCUUUGUUCCUUGGGUCUGGCCCCACUGGACAAGCCCCUGCCUGCUCCUUCCAAGAUGGUUCUCUGCCACUGGGGCUUUCCUGGGAAGCUUUGCAGGGCUGUGCUUCAGCAGGGUUCAGGGCUUGGUUUUGAAGCAUGCCUCCUCCAUGGUUUGUGGAGACAUGCUGCAGUGCAGAGGGUAAUGGGAAAUCUCCAAUGUCUGGUUUGAGAUUUUCAUGGGCUCUGGCAAGUGGCACCUGACAGCCAGCACGGCGUCAACAAAGGCAAGUCCUGCCUGACCAACCUCCUGUCUUUCUAUGAUGGAGUGACUACAUCAGUGGACAAGGGAAAAGCAACAGAUGUCAUCUCUCUGGAUUUCUGUAAAGCCUUCCACAUGGUCUCCCACACAUCCUUCUCUCUAAAUUGGGAGAUACAGUUCUGAUGAGUGGACUGUUUGGUGGAUAAAGAAAUUGGGUGGAUGAUUACAUCCAGAGGGUAGUGUUGAAAAGCUCAAUGUCCAAAUGGAGACCGAUGACAAACGUGUCCCACAGGGGUCAGUACCGUGACCAGUGCCAUGUAAUAUCUUCAUCAAUGACAAAGUGAGACCGAGUGCACCCUCAGCAAGUUUGCAGGUGACAAAAAGCUGAGUGGUGCAGUUGACAAGCCAGAAGGACAGAAUGUCAUCCAGAGAAACCUGGACAAGCUGGAGAGGCUGUCAGGCUAAUGGGCAUGGCCACCGUCUACAUCAGGGAGGAGGACUUUUGUCAUGGGAACAAGGCGAGUGUCAAGGUCCAGAAACCCAUGUUCCACCUGGACAAGCCAGUUCUGCUGGAGAAGAAGCUCCGCUAUGAGACCAGAUCACGGCCCGAGGACUUAGAAGUUGCAGAGCUGAUCUACGCCGAGGUCGCCUUCUACCUCUCCAUCCCCAAGAAAAAGGUCUUGAAGUGCGUCAAGGCUACCACAAAUGUCAUCGCGUGGGCCUUGACCGAAGGCAAGGACUUUGACUUUGUCUUCAAGAACUUUGGCAUCCUGGUGUGCCGGGGAAGGAGAGUGGUCAUGCGGUUCUUCGAAGACCUGCUGCGAGACGUGGACAAGACCGGCAUCCUGGCAAACACUGCCCUGCGAAAGUCAAGCCUGAGGCCCUUGGUCAUAGCCCGCAAUGAGACAGCUGUUUUCCAGAUGCCUCCUGGGGGGAUCUUUGUGUUCCCACAGCUUGUGUACAAAAGUGCCACGUCUGAAAAAGAACUGGCUGACAAGGCGGCCCAACGAGGUACCGUAACAACGCACCCAUGCCAUGUAGAGACGCAAGCGUGUCUUCCCCACAUAUGA